CAUUCAGCGGCUUCGUCUAAUGGCACCAAGUGACUCUCAGCCUGCACGCUGCUCCUUCCCUGCUUGAGCUGGAGACACAGCAUGCAGCUCCUCCAAUGGAGCCCUCUUAAAUAGCUCCGCACGGGGGAGCUGCCAAAAGAAAAACCACGGAGAAAAAGCAAGUACUGUAAAGGGAAGAAGCAAAGGGUCUGGGAGAAGAGGGAGCUGCCAGCAUAGCCGCUCCUGGGCUUGCCGGCAACACAUGCUCUGCUCGAUGGCUAACUCAGGCUGCCUCCUGGUCUCCAACUCGGCUUUGCUCCCACACUCUCUACCUUGCCCCCCGGCCUUCCUCUACCUCCAGCAGGGCAACCAGGACGCCACGGCUCCGCCUGACGCAAUGGCCCAGCCCUACCCCCCAGCCACAUACCCGCCACCCCCGCAGAAUGGCAUCCCUGCAGAAUACGCUCCUCCACCACACCCACACCCAGCACAGGACUACUCGGGGCAGAGCACAGUACCUGAGCAUGCCUUGACUCUCUACACGCCAGCACAGAGCCACACCGAACAGCCGGGCACUGACGCCAGCACGCAAUCCAUAGCGGGCACACAAACAGUACCGCACACAGAUGAAGCGGCACAGACAGAUAACCAGACGCUACACCCGCCAGAGUGUGGUUCUGACAAGCAGCAGCCCAAACGGUUACACGUUUCCAACAUCCCUUUCCGCUUCCGGGACCCUGACCUGCGGCAAAUGUUUGGGCAAUUUGGAAAGAUCCUGGAUGUUGAGAUCAUUUUCAAUGAGCGCGGCUCCAAGGGUUUUGGGUUUGUAACUUUUGAAACUAGUGCAGAUGCCGAUCGGGCACGGGAGAAGCUGAAUGGCACCAUCGUAGAGGGACGCAAGAUCGAGGUCAACAAUGCCACGGCCCGGGUAAUGACAAACAAGAAGGCAGCCAAUCCCUACACAAAUGGCUGGAAACUGAACCCUGUGGUGGGCACCGUCUAUGGCCCAGAGUUCUAUGCAGUGACAGGCUUUCCAUACCCAGCCACAGGAACAGCGGUAGCGUACCGGGGGGCGCACUUACGGGGGCGGGGGCGCACAGUCUACAACACGUUCCGGGCAGCUCCCCCACCUCCGCCCAUCCCCGCUUAUGGAGCAGUGGUUUACCAGGAUGGAUUCUACGGUGCUGAAAUUUAUGGGGGUUACGCAGCCUACAGAUAUGCUCAGCCGGCAGCGGCAGCAGCAGCUUACAGUGACAGGGUUGGCAACUCUGCGACCCCCCAGUUUCUAACGCUGCCCCCUGUGUUCGCUCCUAGUUAUGGCCGAGUUUAUGCAGCUGCAGAUCCUUACCACCACACCAUCGGCCCUGCUGCCACCUACAGCAUUGGCACUAUGGCUAGUCUAUACCGAGGAGGGUACAGCCGCUUCACUCCCUACUAGCAAGACAGACCCAGCCCCUCCUCACAAUAGUAACACUGACUGCUCCUUAGAAAUCAAACCAAAAUCAAAUGGACAUGGGCCCCCGCCCCACGCUGCUGGCCCUCGGCAGCCUAAACCACAUAUUUAUUUACCUCAAGCUGCCUCUCAUGCCUCACAUCCCACCUGUCUCUGAUGGUGUGCCGCCAAGUUUGUUUUCAUUUUGCAAAGCUACCAGCCAGGGGGUUGGGACAGGCGCCUGCUUCCACCAGACCAAACAAAACCAAACACCACCAGCAAGCAGAACCUCACGGAGAGCCUCCCUAGAGCCCACCCUGCUCCCAAGCUUUCCUGCCACGAGCCCCAGGGACAUGUGGCACUCGAGAUAGGCCCCCAGUCAGGCCCCCGCAUUGUGCCGGGUGUUCAGGUCCUCACACAGGGGAGGGAGGGAGCAGUUAAAAGAACUCAGGAUGUUAUCCCUCUCGGAUGCAAACUGCCCACGCUCCUCACACACACACACAUGCAAGGACCACGUGGGCAGGGCCCCAAGCUGCUCCAGAAUCCCAGCAGGUGCAGGCUGCAGUCCCAACCCGCCUUACGCUGCUUAGAUGCACUCAGCCUCCAAGCAACAGCAGGGAGAAUUUUGCUUCCUCUGCCUGCAGGAGUCGGAAGCUGCCCCCUUGUGGAGGAAUGAUGCGAUGGGGCUGUGCCUCACCCUGCCGGGAGGUGGAAAACACCUUGCCAAGCAUGCAGCAAGAGUGAGAAUGUGUGGGGGAAGAGGGGACCCUGCAAGGAGCCCCUGCUCUCUAGGUUUAUCAAACCACAUGACUAUCAAUGUGAAGGAGCUGGUUGGGACCAGCCUCCUGGUGGGCUGAAUGAUCCCAGCUCCUUUGUUCAUAUCGGGAGCAGCCGUUCCAUGUAGGAGGUGGGCAGCGCUCUGUGUGAGCAGAUCUGGCACAUACAUCUGUACAAGAAAGGGGGCAGGGGAGGGCACUUAUGCAGAGACAGGAGGCGGGGCGGGUGCUGGGUGCUGGGAACUGAGUCCCAGGGUCCCACUUCCCAGCUCUAACAUAUAUUUGGACCAGCACACCCCCAGAGAGCAGAAAGCCCUUCCCCGACUCCCUGCAACGCCGAGUCUUCCCCGCCUGCCACCUGCAGGUUGCUCCAUGGAACGUUCUGCCUUUGUUUUCUGUUGUAGUGAAACCUUCUGCUGUUUCCUUCUGGGACCAGGAAGGGCACAAAAAAAAUUUUUUUUAAGCAAAGCAACAAAACAGUUACAAAACUUAACGAGCCAACAAAACAGUUACAAAACUAACAAGCCAAGCGACAGGCCAUCCGGACGGAGCUCAAGCACUGGCCGACCGACCAACCCACCGACCGGGACGGAUGGACGGCAGCCGCCCACAGACUCUGCAAAGCCGUCCGCACACCGGGAGACCCGUGCCCUGCUCCCCCCACACCCUGCUGCAGACCCACGGGGCCAGGGACAGGCACUGACACAGACUGGAUUCUGCAGGCCCUCCCAGGCCACCACGUCUUCCUUCCAGCCCUACUGAAGAA
Lacerta agilis (Sand lizard) is the source of this 2953-nucleotide messenger RNA. RefSeq names its product RNA binding fox-1 homolog 3 (gene RBFOX3). Gene Ontology annotation, cellular component: cytoplasm; nucleus. The coding region runs from base 242 to 1417 and encodes 391 amino acids. Gene Ontology annotation, molecular function: mRNA binding. Gene Ontology annotation, biological process: regulation of alternative mRNA splicing, via spliceosome; nervous system development. The transcript has 12 exons. The record is from RefSeq and is a predicted model, not a curated record. NCBI's taxonomy places the organism in Eukaryota, Metazoa, Chordata, Lepidosauria, Squamata, Lacertidae.